Macrosteles quadrilineatus (aster leafhopper) is the source of this 2772-nucleotide messenger RNA. RefSeq names its product GPI ethanolamine phosphate transferase 2-like. The coding region runs from base 213 to 2747 and encodes 844 amino acids. Gene Ontology annotation, cellular component: endoplasmic reticulum membrane. The transcript has 15 exons. NCBI's taxonomy places the organism in Eukaryota, Metazoa, Arthropoda, Insecta, Hemiptera, Cicadellidae. The record is from RefSeq and is a predicted model, not a curated record. Gene Ontology annotation, biological process: GPI anchor biosynthetic process.
UGUUCAUGUAGGUAGGCUAGGCUUUUGGUAGGUAAUAUAGGUUGGUGUAUAUCUAAUCUUAUCUCUUCGAGUCUCUGAUAAUUUUACAUUUUGUCAAUUACAGUCUGCAGUUGCUGCUACAAGUUGCUUCCUCUUGGUGCCAUAACUUAAUGAGUUAAAAGAUUAGAGGUGGAGCUAGUUACUAAUGUAGCCUAUAGCUAUUAUCAAGUGACAUGAAAGGCUAUGGGCUGGCUCUCAGUCAAUAUUGUAUUUCUAUUGGACUUUUGUGUGUUUUUCUAUACCUCUACGGGUUUUUCCCAAUCAAGAAAUCAUCUGACGUCUUCUCAUCGGAACAUGAUCUUCCAACUUCUCUGCAAGAUGUCAGAUUCAACAAAGAGAAGUUGUACAACGGCAGUGCCUCCAAGACUGUCCUGAUGGUUAUUGAUGGUGUGAGAGUUGACUUUAUAACACAACAGAACAUGCCUUACACAGCUGAGGUGUUGAGGAGAGGAGGGGGUUGUCAAAUGACUGCUAGGGUGGCUGCUCCUACUGUCACUCUGCCCAAGAUAAAGGCUAUUGUUACAGGAAGUGUGUCAGGCUUCAUAGAUGUUGUCCUCAACCUGGGCACAGUGGAGUUAAUAUCCGACAACAUUGUAAGCCAGUUCACCAAGUCCAAGCGAGCUGUGUUCUAUGGAGAUGACACUUGGGUCAAACUAUUCCCUCGUCAGUUUAAACGGACUGAUGGAACUUCGUCUUUCUUUGUCAAUGACUAUACUGAGGUUGAUGACAAUGUGACACGUCAUCUAGACAGAGAACUGUCCAUGUCCGACUGGGACCUGAUGAUUCUUCAUUACCUGGGACUGGACCACAUUGGCCACAUCCAGGGUCCCAAGAGCUCUCUGAUACAACCCAAGCUCAGGGAGAUGGACGGAGUAAUAAAACAGCUUCAUAACCACUUGUUGAAACAGGAGCAAGGAGUGCUGAUGGUCUGUGGUGACCAUGGUAUGAAGGACUCCGGCAGUCACGGUGGAGUUUCUCUACCUGAAGUGUUGGUGCCUGUCAUAGUCCUAGGACUACCUUGUGUCACAGAAUCAACCCAAGAAAUUCUACAGGUUGACCUUGCCGCAACGUUGAGUGUGCUGUGGGGCAGUCCUAUACCAGCUGAUAACAUUGGUGUGGUGACUCUUCCAUUACUCUCCCAGCUGACUGUGUCUCAGCGACUUUACGCUCUACUGCACAACGCUCUACAGCUGAGUGGGAACUUCCUGCGCAAUGGCGGCGACACCACUCACGAGGGCUAUCAGAAGUUUGAAGAGGCUAAAUCUGCGCACUACGAGUGGUUGGUCAACUCAUCGUUGUCUCACUCACAAGUGGAAAAGCUUUAUCAUCAAAGUUUGCUGAAGAUGUCUAGAUUCCUAUCUGAGGUCCUAGCCAACUACAACAUGCCAGCAAUGGUUGCCGCAAUAGGCAUUUUGUUACAGGUGCUGUGCAUCAUGGCGGUGAGGCAAGAGAUUACAGUGAGACCAAACCUUACAGUUAUACUGGUCUGUGUGGUGUCAGUGGUGUUUGUAGCAGUUGUACUGUCGUCUGUUGUACAGCCCUAUCUGCUCACCUGUGGUUCGAUUUUCAUAUUCAACAUCAUCGUGAUACACAGACAACUUCGGCAGACAUCUUUUCUUUUCAAGGGUUUCAGAAUCAGACACACAGUCUCAUCAUGGAACCAAGCCAUCAUCGCUGUUGGGACUGUUCUUUUCUGCAUCUCCCUGUUUUCGUCAAGUCUAAUAGAAGAGGAACACCAGCUAUGGUACUUCCUGUGGGCAACAGUGAUAGUGUUGAGGCUCAGAGAGGCACCUCUACAGUGGCUGGCAGUCCUGGCUUCUCACAGAGUGCUGCGGAGACUAAACAGUACUGGUGACAAGUGGGCUCAUCUACCUGACACUAGUGACUGGCUGAUACAGGCUGAGCAGAAACCAUUGCUGUCCGUGGUGUGUGGUGUUAGUCUAUUGUGUGUGGUCUGGUGCUGUACUAAGGUACAUUACAGUCGUUCCUCAGUGUUUCUGUACGUUUGUACUGCCUCUCUUAUAUACCAACACAAAGCAGCCAGUCUACAGGUCAUCUCUCUUCUACCUUGGCAAAUUUCGAGUAUAACACUAGCCAGAGUCUGCUGGUGUCUGCUGUUAGUGGUGCUACUUCUUAGUCGCUCUGUUCUGCGCAGUCUGCUCGUCUGUUGGCUGCUAGCAGUCUGUCUGCUGCUGAGGUCGUACAACACUGUGCUGGUUCCUGUGCUGUUUCUGGUCAGCAGAACUGUAUCAGCCACGUCCAGCAAUGUGCUGCCACUGUGGCUCGGCUCUGUCUUCUACUUUUAUCAGGGUAACUCCAACAGUCUAGCCAGUGUGGACCUGGCAGCUGGCUAUGUAGGCCUGGAGGAUUACAAUGUGUCUGUGGUUGGCAUCCUACUGAUAGUCCACACCUACAGCAUGCCUGUCCUAGCAUACCUAGUGCACGUGCACUCGAUAGUGGAGAAAACAAGGUACUGGGAGACUCAACUGAGCACCAGUGUUGCUGUGAUGGUGUUUUUACAACUACUGCAUGUGUUUGUCUGCCUCGUAGUCAUCACUCUACAGAGAUAUCAUCUAUUUGUCUGGACAGUGUUUGCACCCAAACUGCUCUACGUGGCAGCCCAGACAUUGGUGUGUUUUGUUCUAGUCAGUAUUACAAACCUUUGUAUGUUUUAUACCAAAAUAACCAAAGUAUCAUUCCAUGUGUAAGACUGAGUAAAAUGUAUAUUUUUCA